UAGUCACGAUCGUUCUGGUACAGGAGCUACGGAAACUUAUUAACUUGUCUCAGGUCAUCUUUACCUGUUCGACUCCGGUCAACGCUGGCAGCAAGCCACUGUGUCUCUUAACGGCUAUAAAUGUGACUCUGGAGUAAAAAUGGAUCUUUGUGUGAGGACAAGGACCUCUGACAAAAACAGCGUUAAUACAGAUCUGCCAGAACAGGGCUUGGAAAUAAAGUUUUAUUUACCUGGGCUGCCUUCAAAUCGAUAUUUUAGUGGAGAAUAUAAAGUGGAAGAACUGUGCAUUGAUGCUGCAAAGAAAUGUAAUAUUUCACCACUGUGCAACAAUCUUUUUGGACUAUACAAUGAAGUUCAUAAACUGUGGUAUCCUCCCAAUUACGUAUUUAAGAUUGAUGAGAAGACAGCUGUGCGACUGAUGUACCGCAUGAGGUUUUACUUCAGAAAUUGGCAUGGUACCAAUGAGAAUGAAUCUAGUGUAUGGCGAUUCUCUCCACGAAAACAGAAGAACAGUUAUGAUAGCAAGCGGCUAGAGGGGACUCCACUUCUGGAUGCUCAGUCUUUGGAAUACCUGUUUGAACAGGGCCAUAAUGAUCUGGUCAAGGGCCUUGCCCCUCUCCGAGAGCCUCAAACUGACCAAGAGGCACAUGAAAUUGAAAAUGAAUGCCUUGGCAUGGCAGUGUUGGCUAUCUCUCACUACUCCUUGAAGACAAAAAUACCUCUACCCGAGCUUUCUAAGAAGUUGAGUUACAAGAAGUACAUACCUGAAAAUCUCAACAAAACCAUACGUCAGAGGAACUUUUUGACCAGGAUUCGUAUAAACAAUGUCUUUAAGAGCUUUCUUAAUGAAUUCAAUAUCAGGACUAUUCUGGAUAACAGUGUUUCUCAGCAUGACCUUAAAGUAAAGUACUUAUCCACCUUGGAAUCCUUAACCAAGAAUUAUGGAGCUGAAGUAUUUGAGACAUCACGGCUUCUCAUUUCAUCUGAAACUGAACGAGGAGAAUUGUCUGAGAAUGAAAACAGUCUUUAUGAGGUUAUGGUCACUGGACAUGCUGGAAUACAGUGGAGGUGUAAACCCACAGCUGUAGUACCCGAAAAAGAGAAGAGUAAAUCGAAGAAGAAAAAGACCGAAAGCAGACUAAGAAGGGAAAAUGAGAAAAAUAAGCAAAAUUUAAAUGAAGGCUGGAAUCUGUUUUCUUUCUUCCAUGAACUUACACACAUAGUUAUAAAGGACUCCUCUAUCAAUAUUAACCGGCAAGAUGACAAAAGAAUGGAAUUGAAGCUGUCUUCCUAUGAGGAAGCCAUAUCAUUUGUGGCUUUGGUGGAUGGAUAUUUCCGACUGACGGCAGAUGCCCACCACUAUUUGUGUACAGAGGUUGCACCGCCAUUAAUAAAACACAAUAUUCAAAAUGGUUGCCAUGGACCAAUUAGUACUGAGUAUGCCUUCAGCAAGCUGAGGCAAGAGGGAAAUGAGGAAGGCACAUAUUUGUUGCGGUGGAGUUGCACAGACUUCAACAACAUUCUGAUGACUGUAGUAUGUCAACACAACUCAGAGUGUGAUGACCUGUAUGAUCACAGAAUACUAAGGGGAAGUGGAAACUAUAAGAACUUUCAGAUUGAAGUAAAGAAAAAAGAAGGAUACCGUCUACAUGGCUCUGAAAAGUUCUUUCCCACCCUAAGGGAACUUAUGGACCAUUUGAAGGGCCAGAUUCUUCGAACAGAAAAUGUCAGUUUUGUGUUGAAGAAAUGCUGUCCACCUAGACCAGGAGAGGUCUCUAACCUUUUGGUAGCAAUACAUGUCCGAAAUCAGAGCUAUCAGCACAUGGAAGCAUACCCCUUGAGCCAACUGAGUUUCCAUCGUAUUCGCAAAGAAGAAAUUACUCAGGGAGAACAUCUCGGCAGAGGGACAAGAACCCACAUAUAUGCAGGAACACUGAAUUACAAAGAUGAUGAUGAGGAUGAAGGGUUCUCUCCAAAAGAGAUCCGGGUGGUACUUAAGGUGUUGGAUGCUAGCCACAGAGACAUAUCUCUGGCCUUUUAUGAAACAGCAAGCAUGAUGCGACAAGUUUCUCACAAGCAUUUGGUACUGCUUCAUGGCGUAUGUGUCCGAGAUCUUGAAAAUAUCAUGGUUGAAGAGCUGGUUGAAUUUGGUCCUCUGGAUAUUUUCAUGCGCAAAACAAGUGAAUUUCUGACACCAAGUUGGAAGUUUCAGGUUGCAGAACAGCUUGCAAAUGCUCUGAGUUACCUGGAGGACAAGAAUUUUGUACAUGGAAAUGUCUGCACUAAAAAUAUUUUAGUAGCUAGACGAGGAAUAGGUGGUGACGGCGGCCCCUUUAUUAAACUGAGUGAUCCAGGGAUUCCUAUUGCUGUGUUAUCCAGAGAAGAGCGAGUGGAGAGAAUCCCCUGGAUUGCACCAGAAUGUGUUGAAGAUUCUAGAAAUCUCAGUGUUGCUGCAGAUAAAUGGAGCUUUGGAACAACACUGUGGGAGAUCUGCUACAAUGGGGAAAGGCCUUUGAAAGAUAAGAAGUUAGCGGAGAAAGAGAGAUUUUAUGAAGGGCACUUCAUGCUAGCAACACCAUCCUGCCAAGAACUUGCUUCUCUGAUGAUGCAGUGCAUGAAUUAUGAUCCAAACCAGAGACCUUUCUUCAGAGCUAUUAUGAGAGAGAUAACCAGGCUGGCAGAGCAAAUUGUAGAUAUUACUGCUGACCAGAGACAUGAAGAAGUUGAUCCAUCGCUUUUUGAGAAAAGGUUUCUGAAACGAAUACGAGAUUUGGGAGAGGGUCACUUUGGUAAGGUUGAGCUGUGCCGCUAUGAUCCUGAGGGUGAUAACACCGGAGAACUGGUUGCUGUAAAGUCACUAAAACCUGACAGUAGUGAUGAGCAAAGAGCUGAUCUCAGGAGAGAAAUUGAAAUCCUUAAAGCUUUAUAUCAUGAAAAUAUUGUCAAAUACAAAGGAAUCUGCACAGAAGAAGGAGGCAGAGGGAUUAAAUUGAUAAUGGAAUUUCUUCCUUCUGGAAGCCUUAAAGAGUACCUUCCACGGAACAAGAGUAAAAUAGAUCUUAAGCAACAGCUGACAUAUGCUGUACAGAUUUGCAGGGGAAUGCAUUACCUGGGUUCCCUUCAAUAUGUUCACCGGGACUUGGCAGCAAGGAAUGUGCUUGUUGAAAAUGGAAACAGAGUGAAAAUUGGUGAUUUUGGACUUACCAAAGCAAUUCAGACAAACAAAGAGUACUACACUGUUAAAGAUGAUCUCGACAGUCCUGUGUUCUGGUAUGCUCCAGAAUGCUUACUUCAGUGCAAGUUUUACAUUGCAUCAGAUGUUUGGUCAUUUGGUGUUACUCUCUAUGAAAUUCUUACUCAUUGUGAUGGUGAACACAGUCCGAUGGCAAUGUUUUUGAAGAUGAUUGGUCCAACUCAAGGCCAGAUGACGGUUGCACGACUUGUUCGAGUACUUGAAGAUGGAAAACGUUUGUCUUGUCCUGCAAACUGCCCUGAAGAGGUUUAUCGCUUGAUGAGGAAGUGCUGGGAACACAGCCCCAGUGAGAGAACCACAUUUGAGAACCUUAUUCAAGAAUUUGAAGUCAUUCUGGCUAAACUAUAAGACAAACUGUAAAACAUUCAUAAUGGAAGAGAACUUCGUUGUAUAUAUAUAUAUCGAGGGACAGAUUGGUACAUUUAAUUAAAUGUACAGUGAACUGACUAAUAAUUUUGUACCUGCUUUUCCUGAAGGCUAGGCUGAAGAAACAGAAUUGUUACGUAAUCCAACUGCUACGACUGUGAAUUGUUAAAAACAAUUCUGCAUUGCUUCUCUUUUGCACCCCAGAUCAAAGCGUAUAAUGUUUAGCAAAGUCCUGUAAGAAAUGAGUGUCUGAUAAACUGUAUGACAGAGGAUUCACUUUAGAACUGGAAAGACUCAAACUGCUGCGACUGAAGAAUGUUAUUACUGUUUCUUAAAAAGGCUUACCUGAUGGGAGUCCAUUUCUGUUAUAACAAUGUGCAACUUCUGUAUGGAAGGUGCUGAUUUUAUGAGAACAAGUUUUAAGUAGAUAUUUACGCUAAAUGUUUAUUAUAUUCAGCAAAAAAGUGGAAAACUAUUGACUUCAUUAGUUAAAUGAAGCCAUCAUUUGAAAAAUUACAAAGGGCGAGCAUGUUCUAGAAAAAUAUAUUGUUAUACAUUGUCUUUAUCAAAAGCAGCAUACUUUUUGCUAAUGAGAAGUCAGUAGAGUACUGAAGCAGUAGACGUAGUACUGGAAAUCUGACUUCAUUCUAGUAAACACUGAGGGUCUUGGUAUUUUUUGAAGUUUUGAGGUCAACAGCAGAAAUUGCUGAGAGAGUUCUAAAUGAAUAACACUUGUUUCUCUGGGACAGCUACAACUGAUGCUGUGGUUCAGACAGUCUUUCAGGUCCAGUCUGUUUGGAACCGUUGAGAACUUUUUCUUUCAUAUUCACAAAGUGUUGGUUCAUUUCUUUGUUGAGUAUCUUGAGUUCAGAAGUGGAAUGUCAGUAUCCAGUAAGGUCCCUUAAGAGAGACGUGCAUGCAGUUUGUAAUUUAUGGGUUUCAGUCUUUUGCAGCUAUGUGUGAGGUAACCAUUAAGCUGAGACUGACAUUCAGUGACAGUGACUCAGGCCUAAACUGGAUACUUCUAAAAAAAUUGUUAAAAUUCUUGCACCUGCAAGAGUGCAUAUUAAGACUUUUUCCAUAGUUUAUAAAACAAGCUUUGAGAAAGCUCUUUGUGAACAUUUUCUCAUAAUUUCAGGAUCUUACCUAAUUUGAGGUAGAUCUCUAAUUGAAUUCCCAUUGAAGUCAUGGGAAAAAGCUCAAGAGCAGCUUACUGACCUGCCAAAGGUUCAUAAUAGUUGAGUUUGGGACAUAACAGUUGGAUCCGCUUCAUCAAGUUAUUCUGUGAUUUGCUCAGAACAAGGAAAAAGCAGGUGUAGUCUCUACUUCAGGUGGCACAGUGGUUAGCAUUACUUCACCACAAGAGUUGGUUCUCCAGUUGCGUUCCCACCUGGGGUGCAUUCUGCAUGGAAUCUAUACAUAUUCCUUGCGUCUCCUUGGAUUUUUCAGUAAGUGCUUCACAUCCCACAGAUGUGCUGUAGGGGAAUAGUUGAUACUCUGUAUUUUCCAUCGGUAUGUGUGUCUGUCUAAUAAUAAAGAAUGGGAUGGCUACAUGGGUGGCAAAAAGGCAUAAAUGCAGUAAAUGCAAUGCAAAUAUUAAAAUCUGUUUUGUGCCUUUGAAUUUGAUCUUUAAUUGCAGCACAAUCAAAAAACAUUAACAGAGACUCUCACCAUAUUGACAGGGAAAUUGAGCUGACAUUUUAAUGGCUGAUUCACUCCCCUUCUUUAUUCAUUUGCAUACAUAUUUUCUAACACACUGUUGUAAGCUUGUUAACCAGUUCCUUAUUUUUCAGUGAACAGUGGCAUCAGUGCUUGCUCUCCUUUCCCUUCUGUCCCCAUCAGUAAACAUGCCACCAGUAGUUUUAGUCUUUUAUUAGAAAUCUUUCUGAUCCUGCAUGUUCUCUGCACUAUUCUUUGGCAUUUCUCGUUUUUCUAGUAAUCCUAUUGGUUGUCAUUCAGAGCUUUGUCUAAUUGGUAAUCCAGCCAUUGACAAAGCGCAUGCAGUAUUUCAGUGUUUGCCACACUUUUGUUGACUGUCAGUAGACUAAGUUGCCUUUUUGCCAUUCAUCUGUCUUCCUACUAAGAGAAUGUCUCUCAGUCUUUAACACAGGUUGAAAACGCCUGCCAUAUUUCAGUUACUUGAUGGAGCUAACUAGAACAAUGGAUGAUCCAACACUUGCAGGCAUUAUGGGUUUCUUAGAAAUGGCUAAGCCGCCUUCUUAGGUGGCUGCUCAGAAAUUACAGAAUGUAGAUCCCUAAUCACACAGAUCUCUUGGCAGUAAAAUGCAUGUUCCAGAUAUGGUGAAGUUCAUUGGCACUGGCUUCAGAAUUUAUACUUUAUUAAGGACGAGCUAGGGAGUUUCAAAGUGCUGACCUUUGGAUUAGUCAGGUCUGUGCAGCAGUAAAUUUUGAACUCAUAUUUGUACUAGGCAUACGGUGCAUAUAGUUUGGUAUCAUGAUUGACUAAUAAAAGGCUGGUAAAUAUCAAACAUGACCAACACAAAUUGUAGAGAUUAAUAGAUGUCUUAUACAAAUCAAAUUUUUUUCAUAAAAGACUCUGGAGAUGCAAUUGUCCACUUUACAGUCUUAUUUCCAACAUGUCAGUGCAUUUGCUUUCCAACGCAGCCAAUGGCAUCUCUCAAGCUACUGGCACUGGCACUGCCAUGCUUCUCCAGUCUUGGAUGGGGUCGUGUAACUUGUGCUUUAAAGCAUUCUUUAUUACUCCCCCUUUUGAUUGGCUACCCCUCACUUUUUUGGACCAAAUAUUAAAGACAUUAACCAAGAGCACAGGAGGGUGUUGCCUGCCAUUGGAAUGCAAUUUUAUUUCACUCUGUUCAGUGCACCUUCUCUAGGAACCAGAAGGGGGAGGGGCACGGGGCUUUUUCUUUGGAAAAGCGCAGCAGUCUUUUCAGGAUGCCCUUAUUGAGGGGUCUCUCUUGCAGCAGGGGGGUAUAACCAGUGUGGAUGCUGCCCAUGCAUCAGAGCUGGUCUGCAGAACAAGGACUUCUGCAAACCCUUUUCAGGGAGGCCCUUUCAGUGUUCCUGAAAGGUUGGCUGACUCUUCUGCCUGGAGGCAGUCAGGGGUUGCUUGCUCUACACCCAAAAGCUUGGGAGGCCAUCAUCUCAUAUGCAUAGCUGUUGAGAGUCAUAUCCAGAGGCCACACAAUUCCAUUUUUAUUUUCACCAAAACAAAAUGCCAAAUAACCUUCUGGACAUACCAUGCUAUCGGAGAAGGGGUAUAGAUAUAGAGAUUCAAAAGCUGUCAUCCAAGAGGUCCCACCAAACCAGUGAGAAUCUGGGGUCUAUUCCAGGUUCUUGUUGGUUACAGAGAAAAACAAGGACCUGAGACCAGUUUUAUAUUUAAGCAAGUUAAGUCACUUUGUAAAACAGACCAAGCUCUGAAUGGUCAUGUUUACCUCUUUUGAGGAAGGACAACUGGAUGUGUUCAAUCGUUCUCAGGGAUGUCUGCCAUCCUGUAAUGAUAGCAAGGUGGUUCAGGUGAAAUCUGAACCUGAAUGGGAAUCCGUCAUUACCAAUUCAGAACACUGCCCUUUGGUUUCACCACCCUCCCAGGUGUUUGCCAAGUGCAUGGCAGUCAUGGCAGCCUGGCUCAGGCUGCAAGGAUUCCAGGUCUUCCCUUACGUGGAUGAUUGGCUUCUCACCACCUACACGAGGUUGUCUUUAUCAGAGUCGGGGAAUCUUUACUCCAUUUGUAUCUCUCCUUAGAAAUCACCACGAACUAUCAAAAGUCCAACCUUCAGUCAAUUCAGAUGUUGGAGUUCAUAAUCUGUCAGUUAAACAGCAUCUCAGAUUGCAAAACCUCCAGUGCAACUGCACUUCACACUCAGGCCAGUCUCUUACUGUCUCACAGAAAACCUCCUGCUUCUGUGGUUCUGAGGCUUCUAGGUCACAUGGCUGCAGCGAUUUGCUUAGCUCCGCUGGCAGGGUACCAUAUGAGGACACUGCAGUGCACAUUAGUGAGUCGAGUGGUCUUACUUAACCAGCCCCAUGGAUUUUUGCCAUCAUUUUGAUGGAAAUCUGUCAUCACGUGGUGGUUGGAGCUUCCCGUAGUGUCUGAUGGGAAUGCAUUUGUUCUUCCUCCCUCACAGGUCACUUUCACGAUAGAUAUCUCUUGGGGGGUGGCAUUUUGAAGGGAAAGACUGUCCAAGUGACUGUGUCAACAUUCAAGGCCAGCCUUCACAUCAGUGAAGGCUGGAGAUGAGAGCAGUCCUCUUUGCAUUACAGGUCUUUCAGGACUUCCUCCCUUAUGUUGUGAUUUCAGUGCAAAUGGACAAUAUGUCUGUGGUUUGAUAUCUGAACAAAUCGUGGUGGGUGGGACCUGAUCCAUUCUUUUUUGUUGCGAGGCAAUGAGAGUUUGGCAAUGAGCAAUUUCAUCUCAGUAGUUUCUGGUAGCAGACUCUUUACCUCCAGCCCCUGUUAAACCAGACAGAUAUUACCGGGUUCCUGAUUCUCACCAGUUCCUUUAUAAAAGCCGUACUGCUGACCCAGAAACAAUUUCACAGGGUCCCAAGGGGAUUAAGGCCUCUACUGCUUAGGAAAUACAACAUUUUAGAGGACAGUCUGACUAGGAACAUUCUUCUCCAUUAGUGGUCCCUGAAUUGAGGGUAGUGGCUAGGAUUUCUGGCACUGGGGCACUCCAUGUUGUGAUCUCUCUGCUUCCCGUUCCAGCACCAAGUGCAACAAUUAUUGCAGCUUAGUUCCUCCACAAAGACAGUUACUCAGGGAUGUUGUUCUGUUUGCUUGCCACCCCCCCCCCCCAGGUUUCCUGUAUGCUUAUCAUCUCACUCCUGUGGUAAUUGUUUCUCCAGAAUGUUGCCCUUUGCAAAGCAACUGUGGUCCUCAUUGCCCACUGAGUAGUUCACAUUUUGUCCUCUUCCCAGAACCCAUAUGCUCUCAAAGUGUAAAGGUGUAUGCUAGUAAGUGGAAAUGCUUCAUUUUAUGGGUGUCUUCUAAAGGUUUGGACCCCUUUUCAUUGCCUUUGAAUGCCAUUCUUGACUUCUUUCCUGACCUGUUUCAACUGAGAUGUAGUUAUUCCACUAUUAAAGUUCAGUUAGCUGUUAUUUCCAACUUUCAUAUUGGCAGAGAUAAUACUCCCGUAAUGUGUUUGAAGGUAUCCAAGGCUUUUUCUCAGAAGUAUGUUCUUGUUGUGACCUCCUAUUCGAGAUCCUGUACCUCUUUGGGUUUUACCUUUUAUGCUUCACAUUCUUGCUGGACCCCCUCUUGAGCCUUCAGCAACAGUGUCUUUGAAGUUGUUGUCUUGGAAGUCUCUGUUCUUGUUGGCCAUCACUUCGGCCAAGUGUGUCAGAACUGCAGGCUUUAUCCUCAGUACCUCCACAUUUGAUCUUUGAUAAGGAUAGGGUUUCUCUCAUAAUGGAUCCUGCCUUUUUUUUUUCUAAGACAUCUGAAAACACUUUGAAUAAGGCCAUACAUUUACCAGUGGUUUUCCCCAAUUUUUCAAAUUUAUUUUAUUUUACAUUUGUUGACCGGGAAAGCCCGACUGGACGCAGGUCCAUAUUCAGUAGAGGCCCAGGGAGAAAAGCUCCACUUAAAAAAAUCUAACAAAUAACAAUUUUAUGAAUUACAACACUUUCUCUUAAAUGCAUACAAUAUUAUACAUGAACAUAUUUUACCUUUCUUCACAGAUAUAUGCAUAGAUACAAUUAUUGUAUUCCAGAAGCAUGCCACUUGUAUGUAGGUAAAUGUUUAACUGUCUUCAGAGAUGAAUAAGUAGAUACGAACAGAAUAAAACAUCGUUAGUUAAGAAUUAAUAUACAGAGGUUAGGCAGUAUUAGGUGAUCCUUGGUAGAAUCAUUGUAUCACUGCAAAUGUAGUGGAUUAGCCUGGGGAGUCACAUGGGCAUAGCCAGUUGUUAAAGUAGUGGGUUUUGAGUAGUUUUUUAAAUUGUGGAGCAGAACCUGUAGAAGUUAUGUGUUUUGGAAGUGAGUUCCAGACUUUUGCUAUAGAGCAGGCAAAAAGAGAUUUCCCAGCCUCAUUCCUAUGUUUGAUGACAUUUAUGUGAUUUUGGUCUGUUGACCUUAAAGCUCGGGUGGUGGUGUAGGGUUGUAUUAAGUCUUGUAAAAUGGGGAUUUUAUUUGUGAGGUAAUAUAGUUUGUGGGCUUUGGAGAGUUGAGUGGUAAGAAGUAAUUGAGACAGCUCAAGCCAGUUGAGCUGUUUGAGGGAAAGACAGUGGUGGGCUCUAUUAGAGGCACCUGUGGCAAAUUUGGCAGUCUUGUUCAUUGCAUUGCCCUGAUCACUGACAACUGAGAUUCUAUCUGGAUAGAACCAAGUCCAUCAGGAAAUCUGACCAGCUGUUUCUCUCCUUUUCAGAGGUUCGGUUAGGAAAGACGUCUAAAUCUACCUUAUCUAAAUGGCUUUCUGACUACAUUUCAUGGUGUAUAGAUUGAGAGGAAUGUCUUUGCCUUGAAAACCAAAGAUUCACUCUGCCAGAGCUACAUCUACUUCUACAGUCUUUUUCUUGAGAGUUUCUAUUGAUGACAUUUGUGCUGCGGAUACUUGGGUGGGUACACACACUUUUGUGUCUCACUACAAGUUGGAUAUACAGUUGAGAUCUAGGGCCUCUUUUGGUUCCACUAUACUGUGGAGUGUUUUCCCCUAGGAACUCCCUGGAGUCAUAUGUGGCUGGGGACUCUGUCCCACUGGUUGAAGCCAGGUGGCAAAGACAGCAUUAGAUAUGAAAAUUAUGUACUUACCAUAAAGAUAGAUAACUGUUGUCUGUUUCCAUUCAGUUCAUCAGUCCGUCCCUCUCUCCUUUCCCCCUCCUAUGUUAUUUUUCUCCUGAGCAUUGAACAAAUCUCCUGAGUCAUCUCUUCCUCUACCUUCCUUCUGGGGUCUUUAUUCUGUGGUCUUUGAGAGUUACAGUGUUUUGGAGAGUGGCAAAACUCAGUCUUGGUGGCUGUAGGGAGAUAAAGUACUAUGGGUGGAGAAGGCUGAGCUUGGGAACUAAAAUCUUUAAAAUGGCCAGCCUCAGUCAGAUCUGAUAACCCACAGUUUGAACCGGAUGAUAGCACAGCCAUAUCAUUAUGGUUAAUUAUGGAUAAGUACUUUUAACUUUCAUUUUAAUUCCACCAACAUCCCCUGGGCUUUUCUUUCUUUGCCCAGUUGACUUGCUGACUUAUUCUUUCCUGUGUAUGAAUAGGAGCCAGCCAUCUUCAUCUGGGCAAGAGCCCUGUGACCCUUUCUCACCCUGACUGGAGGGCCAACCCAUUCAUUCCCCAGAGAAAUGAGUUAUAACUGGUAGGAACCGAGCGAGUCUGCUGAGCCAAAGGACUCCCCUCCUGACUCCCUGGAGCUCCUAAUCCUUCAGCAGCUAUUUUGAGCUUCACAGGUGCUGCCUACUUUGGAAAAGCAUAUGUGCUUGUGCAAACAUGGUUGCCUGUCGUGCUAUGGACUAUGUGAUGUGGCUCCAGUAGGCGCAUUUUCCACACAUCCAGCACCCAGUGCUUCUGAUAGCUGCCAAUAAAGUAGCAAUUCAAAAUUACCUCCAUCCCUCCCUGAGUAUGGGCUGGCAGGCAGUGGCUGCUCACUUCUGUCUACACAAUCCACCCUACUUCUCCUGUUUGUACGCUGCUAAUUGAAAACAUAUAAUUGAUGGGGGGUGUAGGUUUGGACAGGAACACUUCUGGUUGUAGUCCUUUGUUUUUCCAGGAGAUGCUGAACAAAAUCUUUUCUUUUUGAGAAUCAUUUAAAGGACACGCAAGAUCCUGUUACUGCAUGACUAAAAGAAAGUAGUAAUAAAGUUCUUUCAGCAUGUGACAUGUAUCAAAUUAAAACCUUUGCCUUGCGGCCUGGCGCACCCAAAAGAAGAGACCCAGCCCAAGAUUGAAAUAGGGGUUAUGGUCUGAUGGCAGCCGCCAAAACCAGUGACCAUCAUGGAUUCCCAACAGUUGUACUGGCUUGUGUACUUUUUAAUCCAGAAAGGAAAUAUUUUACGUUCAUCCUAGACACAAGGCACAUUUGUACAGCACACAAGUUUGUAAUUGACAACAUUUAAGCUUUUUUUUUUUUU
Molecule: messenger RNA, 11666 nt
Organism: Protopterus annectens (West African lungfish)
Lineage: Eukaryota; Metazoa; Chordata; Ceratodontiformes; Protopteridae
Gene: JAK1
Product: Janus kinase 1
Exons: 24
Coding region: 140-3601 (1153 amino acids)
Biological process (GO): tyrosine phosphorylation of STAT protein; cell differentiation; intracellular signal transduction
Cellular component (GO): cytosol; membrane; cytoskeleton
Molecular function (GO): cytokine receptor binding; non-membrane spanning protein tyrosine kinase activity; ATP binding
Source: RefSeq, a predicted model, not a curated record